Linnemannia hyalina is the source of this 324-nucleotide messenger RNA. The record is from the annotation of a GenBank genome assembly. Lineage: Eukaryota; Fungi; Mortierellomycota; Mortierellomycetes; Mortierellales; Mortierellaceae.
AUGAGCAAAGUCGAUGUUCGGGCAUUGACCCAGGCUAUCAACUACCAGCCAUCGAACACCAAUACCUUUGGUCUCCAGUGGAUGAUGCAUCUCGGUCAAGCUGCUAGCGGCCGCCUAUUGUUACAGCUUCUUGAAGUUAUUCCUUCGGUGAAGUCAAUGGAGGAGCCCCAGAUUGUUGCCCGCAACUACGGAUGUCCUGCUAUUCACCCACCAGCCGUUCAGAAAUGGACAGAGACUGUUCCUUGCAAGGACACACGGGGUGGUCUUUCACUCAGAGGCAGAUCUGGCACCUUAGUCAAACAUGCUGCAUUGGCUGGACUCUGA